GGUGACGGUACACACCGCGUUCUUCGCCCCCAUAACAAGCAAACACAAUAUUGAUACCUCGGUGAAAGCUCUCCCGCGCUAAAAUGGCAGUUUGAAGGCGUGCGGCGGCUAUCUUGCAGCGGCAACAACUCGGCAGUGCAACGGCUAAGUGCACUGGCUAUUUCUGGCAAAAUGGCGUCUCUCUCGGCAAUCACCCUCAGCUUUGCUGCCGUCGACAGCAGUACGGAACCCCUCGACUUGUUAACGUCACCAGACUCCCCUGUGUUUUCAUUCACCCGUUCACGGCUACCACUGAUCAGCAGCAGCCAUGACACUCUCCCUUGCCUUGGAGGACGUGGAGGCCCUGUACUUAGGGCCCUCGUUUCUGAUGGCUGACCCGAUGGGGCCCCUUCUGGACCAAGAUGAAGAAGAAGCUCUUUCUCCCUCCUCCUCUCUAGAGGGGAAGGCGCCAGCUUCGCCCCCCCUCUCUUUCUCCUCCUAUGCAUCCUCUCUGUCUCCCUAUCAGACUAUGUCGUCCUCCCCGCUCUCCUCUACCUCCCCUCCUCCCUCUCCUCCUCCUCCAAACUAUCCCUCCUCGUUCCUGGGAACCAAGGCCGGAGCGGACUCGCUGUCCCUCCCCUGGCUGGCUGCCACUGACCUGCUCGAAGCCCACGUGAGAGCAGAAGAUGGCAAAGCAGAUGAUGCUUUUGCGGGCAUGGACUGGAUGUCAGAGAAAAUCGACCUGAGUGAAUUUGAUUUGGAUUCCCUCAUUGGCUCCUGCUCAUCCGAUGAGUCUCCCAGCUCCCCCGAGGAUCUCCUGGCAUCUCUCGACUCCCACAUGGAUCUGGAUCUCGACUCAUUCGACGCAGCCGUCCCCGCCCCGCAUGACAGCCUGGAGCUGAGUCUGUCGCUGCCCAGCAUGCCCUUUGUCCCUCUGGAGCUCCCUCUUCCCGCGGCAGCUGAGACCAAGACAGAGGUGGCUCCCGAUCAGGAUGUCGUUCUGAAGUCUGAGCCUCCAUCCCCAGCUCCCUCUCAGUCUCCCCCCUCUCCAGCUUACACAUUGGAGCUGGGGAGUGAAGUUGAUGUCCUGGAUGCCGAGAAAACCGCCACAUCCCUCACUGCUACCAUCAUCCCAGAUCCCACUGGAAGCAUUCAGACCACCAACCCCAUUCUGCUCUCCCUUCCCACCUCUGCCCACUUCGUGGUGGUCCUCACCAACAAAGAUGAGUCCUCUGUUGUAUCUCUCCCUGACCAGUCCAUUAAAGCCUCUACAUCAAGCGAUAGUGACAGCGACUCCGGCAUUGAGUCCGUUGCCGAUUCACCGCCUCACCUCCCUUCUCCUCCUGCCACCCCCUCUCCUGCAGCUGGUUCCUCCAGGACCAAACCCUACUCCAAAUCGGAGCCCACUUCCGCUCCCUCCCCCUCAGCCAAGGCCUCCAGGGUCAAAUCAGUGUCUGGCGCUCCCAAAGUGGUGGAGAAGAAACUAAAGAAGAUGGAGCAGAACAAGACAGCAGCCACUCGCUACCGACAGAAGAAGAGGGUCGAGCAGGAGCUCCUGAACGACGAGUGCACAGAGCUGGAGAAGAGGAACCGGGAGUUGGUGGAGAAGGCGGAGUCCAUCAGCAGAGAGAUCCAGUACCUUAAAGAUCUGAUGGAGGAAGUUCGUAAGCACCGCCGCAGCAAGACGAGCUCAGUGGCUUAGAAACCAGAGUGAUGCGGCACAGUCCGCUGUUGCAGUGUAGGGACAGGGUCGUUUCUACUCCAACACUCACAUGCCAUCACAGAGAGAUUAAUUUUGGCAUAAAGAAAUAUGUUUUGAAGAGAUUAAAAACGAAUGGCAUGUGAGGGUGGAUGUAUGAAACUUGCCACUGAACAGAAAAGAGGGAAUGGCUGGAUGCGAAGUGGAAAGCCUCUGUAAGUUGAUGAGAUUAGUGUAGAGCAGGGGGCUGGGAGGUAGUCAGGUGAAGCAUCUGUACAUGCUUGUCUCUCAGUCCCCUGUUAGAUCCCCAUGUGUACUCUCUGCCUUACUAGUAGAUGUGCAAAUAGGCAGGGUGUAUAUUUGUCUUUGUAGACUAGGCAUGCAAAACAUGAGUCACCGUAGCUCCCGGUAGUGUUGUAGACUUGUUAACCCUCGAUGAGAUAUUCCCUCAGAGUAUGACCACACUCCCAGCAUCAUCAGUCAUUAGCCAGACCUCAGCUCCGCGUCAAUAAAAUCACUCCCAUGUCAGUAAAGUGAGACACCACUUCUACCUUGUUACCCACUCCUUUUUAACCCAGUGUCACCCCCAUUCAGACCUUCCUCUAAACAGCUUCAAGUCCAGAAAGGGGCCUCAAUCUAUUUAUCAAUUCCUGGAUGUAACACUGUCAACAUGUUUCUUUUUCGUGUGUGUAUAUAGUUUUGUCUUUUUGCUUGCAGAUCGUGGCUUUUAUUUAAUGCUGGAUUUAAAAACCUGACCAUGUCUUGACUAGAUCAGAGUCUCUUAGCGCAGCUGUUUUGGCCUGUACAAAUGCUUUGUUUCUCUUUUUCUAAUAAAUAUGUCAGUACUCCAA
Thunnus maccoyii (southern bluefin tuna) is the source of this 2529-nucleotide messenger RNA. It is a transcript of the gene atf4a, whose product is annotated as activating transcription factor 4a. The coding region runs from base 308 to 1681 and encodes 457 amino acids. The transcript is spliced from 4 exons. Gene Ontology annotation, biological process: regulation of transcription by RNA polymerase II. Gene Ontology annotation, molecular function: DNA-binding transcription activator activity, RNA polymerase II-specific; RNA polymerase II transcription regulatory region sequence-specific DNA binding. Gene Ontology annotation, cellular component: ATF4-CREB1 transcription factor complex; ATF1-ATF4 transcription factor complex; nucleus. Lineage: Eukaryota; Metazoa; Chordata; Actinopteri; Scombriformes; Scombridae. The record is from RefSeq and is a predicted model, not a curated record.